UCAUAUCCCAGUUCAUGCACCGCCAUUGACAAGCAAGAAACAACUUCUGAUAUAAGGAAAGGUUAGUCCGUACAUCCGCAAGGAUCUCUCACAUCAUGGAGCGGCCGCACGUGCUUCUAGUCGCUAGCCCUGGCUUAGGCCAUCUCAUCCCUAUCCUCGAACUUGGUAACCGUCUCUCCUCUGUCCUCAACAUCCGCGUUACAGUUCUUGCAGUAACCUCCGGUUCCUCCUCCCUGACCGAAACGGGGGCCAUACGGGAAGUUGUGGCUAGAGGGACAUGUGAAGUUACAGAAUUACCUUCGGUUGGUAUAGACCACUUCGUGGAGCCAGAUGCGACAGUUUUCACUAGAAUCAUAGAAAAGAUGCGAGCCACAAAGCCCGUGGUUGAAGACGCCAUCAAAUCAAUGACACAAAAACCAACGGUCAUGAUCGUUGACUUUCUUGGUACCGUAAUGAUGUCCAUUGCUGAUGAUGUCGGCAUGGCUAAGUACGUGUACGUCGCUUCCCACGCGUGGUUCUUGGCAGUGAUGGUGUACUUGCCCAUAUUGGAUAGGGUUGUGGAAGGGGAAUACAUUGAUAUCAAAGAGCCUAUGAAAAUACCAGGCUGUAAACCGGUAGGAGCAGAUGACCUUAUGGAAACAAUGUUAGACCGGUCGAACCGACACUAUGAAGAGUGUGUACGGUGUGGCGAGGAGAUACCUAUAAGCGAUGGUGUUUUGGUGAAUACUUGGGAAGAUUUACAAGGAAAUACUCUAGCUGCACUUAGGGAGGAUAGAGAAAUGAGCCAGGUUAUGAAAGUACCAGUUUAUUCUAUUGGACCAAUUAUUAGAUCUAACAGGCCUACUAAAAAGCCUAAUAGUAUUUUCGAGUGGUUAAACAAACAACGGGUAAGGUCAGUGCUAUAUGUGUGUUUAGGCAGCGGUGGAACACUAUCUUUAAAACAAACAACGGAACUCGCAUGUGGUUUAGAGAUGAGUGGUCAAAGUUUCUUGUGGGUUCUGCGUAGACCCACUUCUUACCUAGGUGAAAGCUCGAACAAUGAUGAUCUGGUAAGUGAUGGUCUACCGGAAGGUUUCCUCGAUCGCACACGUGGUAUAGGUCUUGUGGUCACGCAAUGGGCACCACAAGUUGAGAUCUUGAGCCAUGAAGCGAUCGGUGGGUUCUUGUCUCAUUGCGGCUGGAGCUCUGUAUUAGAGAGUUUAACUAAAGGAGUUCCAAUAGUGGCCUGGCCUCUUUAUGCGGAGCAAUGGAUGAAUGCUACGUUAUUGACUGAGGAGAUCGGUGUAGCCGUUCGUACCAUGGAAUUACCGUCAAAGAGAGUGAUCGGCCGAGAAGAAGUGGCGUCUUUGGUGAGAAAGAUUAUGGCCGACGAGAAUGAAGAAGCACGGAAGGUAAGGGCUAAAGCUGAGGAAGUGAGGGUUAGCUCCGAACGAGCUUGGACUCAUGGUGGGUCGUCUCAUAGUUCUCUCCUCGAAUGGGCUGAACGAUGUUGCCUUCUCUCGUGAAUUCACAAAUAAUACAAUACUAGAUUAAGAUCCAUCCCUUGCAUGAAAUGAAAUUAAUAUCAUAUUAUCAAAAUAAUUUAAUUUUCCAUCAAAUGUAGUUUGUAACUUACAAAAUAAUAAAAAAAUUUCAAAAGUUGACAAUUAAAACCUGCAGUACAAAUCAGGGGCGAAGCCGCAUAGUUAAGAAAGGGAACACAUGCACCCAUAAAAAACUUAAUUGAUAAAUUAAUGUAAUUAUUAAAAAAUUUUAAAUGUGCAUCC
Messenger RNA from Eruca vesicaria subsp. sativa (arugula), 1766 nucleotides. NCBI's taxonomy places the organism in Eukaryota, Viridiplantae, Streptophyta, Magnoliopsida, Brassicales, Brassicaceae. The record is from the annotation of a GenBank genome assembly.